This is a messenger RNA of Bacillus rossius redtenbacheri, 2381 nucleotides long. RefSeq names its product vitamin K epoxide reductase complex subunit 1 (gene Vkor). Gene Ontology annotation, molecular function: vitamin-K-epoxide reductase (warfarin-sensitive) activity. Gene Ontology annotation, biological process: peptidyl-glutamic acid carboxylation; vitamin K metabolic process. The transcript is spliced from 3 exons. The record is from RefSeq and is a predicted model, not a curated record. Bases 145 to 657 code for a protein of 170 amino acids. Lineage: Eukaryota; Metazoa; Arthropoda; Insecta; Phasmatodea; Bacillidae.
ACUAAACACUGAAGACUUUUUAUUUACAAAUUACGUAAUGGAUGAUUAUCUAUAUUACGUUCUUAGUCUCUGAAAUUUUCGAGGAUGUUGCUGGGAAGCGCAAAAGUUUGAACUUUGGCUUGUGUUUGGUAAAUCUGAACGAUAAUGAAGGCAGUAACAAUAAUAAACACUUGUUCUAUUGUCUCAAGUUUUGUUGGUUUGGUUUUGUCUUUAUACGCAUAUUCCAUCGAAUUAAAUAAAGAACAUGAUCCUGAUUAUCAAGCUCUUUGUGACAUUAGUGACUACAUUAGUUGUUCUAAAGUAUUUUUGUCUGAGUACGGCAAAGGAUUCGGGCUAGUGACGCAUCUUGUGGGAGAAGACUCUGUCCUAAAUCAGCCCAACAGCCUGAUGGGAAUAGUUUUCUACGCUAUUCUCAUAGUGCUGAGUUGUGUGAACAGCACCACAUGGACCAAAGUACUUGUGGCACUGACUGCCCUGUCCAACGUGACUUCUGUUUACCUGGCAUACAUUCUGUUUGUGGUCCUGCAAGACCUCUGUGUGGUGUGCAUAUCCACUUACGUUGUGAACUUCAUCAGUCUGCUACUGGCAGUGACCAAGCUGAAGAAACUGUCUCCCAAAAUUUCUAGGAGUAGCAGAAAGAGGAAGAAGAAGAAUUAAUUACUGGAUUAUUGAUAUAUAUUUUUAGGCACAUGCUGACUUUUGAGUCUGUGUCGAAGUUGGAUACUUGAAGGCAUGCCACUGUUAUAACUUUUCUUAAAUAUAAUUUGUUUGAUGUUCACCACUGAAUUUAACUGAGCUUAGUAAUGAAUAUAUUUAAUAGUUUGGUUCAUAGUUUGUAUAGUAACUUUAUGUUAUUCUUUCUAAAUUUUACAAUACUUGGUGUAAAUUAGUCUUUAGUACUUAAAGAGAAAUUCUCUAGCAUUUGUUAAGGGGACAAGUUUUACAGACAGGGCACAGUUGUUACAGGUUCUUAUUUAUAUUUUUAUUUAACACUUACCCACUUGCACUAACAAUAACUGCGUAGUCGACGAGUCCAUGCAAAGAAACAUUCACAUCGUGCCAACUUUUAUAAUUUGGGACGAGAGAGGAUAGAUGGAACCUAUCAUGUGUUUUCUGCCUCAGCCUUUGUAAUGUUGAGUGUCUCACCGUGAUCUCGCGGCUCGACACCGCGGCGUGCCCUAGCUAGGGCAGUCGUGGCCCAUGUCACAGCCGGUCUCCGCGAUGCAGUGUAGGUCGGAGCAUAGACAUCUCGUUUCUAUGAGCAGUUGCUGGAGACAAGAAUUUAUGGUUUUAUUUUUGUUCAAUUUUGUUUUUAAAACAGCAGAUUUUGAUGUUAUUUUUUUUUUUACAAAUUAAAUUUUGUAAUACUUAUUACUUAUUCCACCAAAAUAGUGUAACAUGUGUAUAUUACAUUUUUACGAUAAAAUAAUUUGCAAUAAUUUUGUCUGAAAACAGAUAGUAUUCAGAACCAAGAAAAUAAAUCUGCAAGCCUUUACAGCUUUAAAAGUGAUUCAAUAAGAGAUCUACGAUCAAACAAAUUAAAUUUUUUUUCUCUGAUCUAUGCAUUUUCGUAAAUACAAUCUUUGUAUAGAAUUAUGACAUUCCUUGAAUUAACAAACAUUAAAAAGAUUUUUUUGGUUGUGAUUUAUGUUUAGGGUAAAUGCUGCUUUAUUUAGGGCCGGUCUUACCAUCCCUUGGCAAGGUCCGGGUAAAAUUUAUCUCCUUGGCAAAUGACAAAAUGCGUCUUACCAUCUAUGAGUAGGCGUACCCGGAAGAUAAAUAAUUGUCGAUUUUACCGGGAGGUUGAAGCUCUGGGUAAAUCGCUACCCGGCAGAUAACUAUAUGAUCUGUGCGCCACAUCGUGGCGCGUUUAUUGCAAUGUGUUGAAUUGUGUUCAUUUGCCAAAACAUGGUGCAUGGACUGUAAUUUUCUUCCCUCGUUUAUCUAAUUGGCCAAAGCAGGAUUCGUCGAUGUCGUCAAUAAUGUUUGUGAGACUUUUGGAGACGAUGACGACGAUGAAGAGAUCAUUGAAGUAAUCAAUGCUUUAGCAAGAGGUCCACGUAUAUUUAGAGAAAGAACAGACCAUUUGAACCAAUGGAACGAUAAAGAGUUUUCAGCGAGAUUAAGGCUAAGUAAUGAUACAGUUCUGCACUUGGAAGAGUUUGACCACUGAUUAGAUCGCGAACAGAGAGGUGAUUGAUUGCUUUUACCAAAAAAAAUGCAUUUGUUUUUACAUUACAAAUGUAUGCUUAUGCUAUAUAUUCUGUAAAAUUGAAUGAAACUGAUAGGUUUAUAGGUUAUAUCGGACCAUAAAAUGUGCAUAAUGUUUUUGCAUUGUCAACAUCGCUUCAAUAAAAUAUUCCUGCUUUUAUUUUGUAAAU